Cynara cardunculus var. scolymus (artichoke) is the source of this 963-nucleotide messenger RNA. RefSeq lists its product as uncharacterized. The coding region runs from base 170 to 793 and encodes 207 amino acids. The transcript is spliced from 6 exons. The record is from RefSeq and is a predicted model, not a curated record. NCBI's taxonomy places the organism in Eukaryota, Viridiplantae, Streptophyta, Magnoliopsida, Asterales, Asteraceae.
CAACCCGUUUAAUCUCUAACAAAACCUGUUUGUUUGUAAUCGGAUCCAAGUCAUCACCGCCGCUUCAUCAAGGGCAGUUCAAUCCAACUAAUUCCGUCCGCCGGCAGUCUUCAAUCACACAGACUCAGACGCAAGCAUAUAUAAUAUCCAAAGCCAAGGCGCUUAGGCCAUGGGCUCAUCGGAAUCUACUCUCUUAAGUUCACAGAAGAGUGAAGACGGGAUCACCACCGUCUCGGAGCGCUUAGAAGAUGCAGAUCCCGUGCUAGAGAAGCUUAGAUCCCUCAAAAUUGCAACUCCAAUUCUGACAUCUACAUCAGCAGAUAGCAGCUUGACAGAUAUUUUGGUCAGGAAACCAUCAACUUCUUCUAAUACAGGUCUUAUAGAUCCAAAGGUGCUACUGGAACUAUUCUCAAUGUACCAAGUGUGGCAAGAAAAACAGGCUCAGAACAUCAACAAAAGACAGGAGGAAAUAGAAAAUAAAAUAGAGCUUGCAGAUGCUUUGGCUCUAAAACUUCUUCGACGGUUUAAUUACUCUGUGUCAGCAAUGAAGACAGCAUCAACUCACCUAUCUGGAGUUGAUGAGUUACAGGUGGAACUUGGGGAGCUGAAAGGAAGGCUAACUGAAGUGAUGAGUAAUUGUGAUGCUUUAUGCAACCGAAUUGCUGCUGGUGGACCCGAACCACUUCGCUCAUCGGUCAAGCCAUUUGCAGCCACCGCUUCUGAUUUAGGAACAACCAUGAGCCUUUCCUUGACAGCAAAAGGUGCACCCUUACAGCUCAACCCUGAACCUUAGCUGUGACUUAUCGCUACUCGUUUGUUGUACAGUUUUAUAUUUACUUGAGAUCUUAUUAAUGCACCUUGUCGUUGCAUAUAAAUGGGGCAUCUCAUUUAGGGUACGAUUUUAAACUGUUACGAAAUUUAUUAAAUUUUUUUGUAAAGCAUUAUCUGGAGAUCUUUUCACAA